Messenger RNA from Lindgomyces ingoldianus, 2490 nucleotides. RefSeq lists its product as uncharacterized. The transcript is spliced from 2 exons. NCBI's taxonomy places the organism in Eukaryota, Fungi, Ascomycota, Dothideomycetes, Pleosporales, Lindgomycetaceae. The record is from RefSeq and is a predicted model, not a curated record. The coding region runs from base 1 to 2490 and encodes 829 amino acids.
AUGCCGCGCUCACACUCCUCUUACACCGCGAGCCCAACGCGUUCUCGCUCACCACACCGCAGUCCUCCGCGCCGUUCGCCCUCUGAAGAUGGUUCUCAGUACGAGAUGGACCUAGACGUGUUGGGCAUGAAUUCCACGUUUGACUCCACGGGAUUGGACGCCAGUCAUGAACCGCAGGUGGAUCGAGUUGAAAGCAGUGAUAUUGAAGGACCGGAGGAUUUUACAAUGAAUAUGACGUACUGGAUGACUGCGGACUUGCCACUGUCGCAGAUCAAGUCGAGGAAAGAGGCGAGUGAAGACGGCAGGCCUAUUAUCGAUGAUGAUUCGAGGGAGAGAGAAUACCGGGAAUACGACUCACGGUCACCUACAAUGCGCGCGAAUGGAACGACGGAUGGCCAGCAGGAUGACAAAGCGCUAUCCGAAGCAUCAAUGGAGAAUGACGAGAAGGUUAUGAGCUAUUUAAGCGCGCUCCCGGAUUCAGAGGUCGCGGGUGCUUUCACUUCCCCGCCACCAAAGCCGAACACGUUGCAGGUGCCGAAAGCCGUGUCAAAGGCACGGUCUCUACAGGCGACUGUUGAGGAUUAUUCUGACACGCCACGAAAACCCACACAAGAGACCGUCAUACACCACGCUCAAGAACGUACAGCAGAGAUGAAUUCAACAGGUUCGGAUGGCCUGCGGAAUCGGAUUGCAGAGCUACAGGCUCGACUCGAGCAGCAAGAACUGACAUCUAAGACACGAAUCACCGAAUUGGAGACUAUUCUCUCUUAUGCACGCUCAGAACUUGACGCCGCGCACGCCGAAAAUUACAAACAGCAGGAACAAAUCACUCGUCUCCGCGAAGAGAACGACGGGAGGAGGCAAAACCAGGAAUCAGCCAUCGAAUCUAUGGGGGAGGGGCUCAAAGAGCAAGAGUGGGACUCAAAUGCUAGAAUGCAAAAUUUCGGGGAAGGAUUGCGUUUGCAGAAUCUCACCAAACUGCAGAACCAGAAAGAAGAUUUUGAGCAGCAAUUGACAGCCAGCGAAGAGGCGAGACGGGCAGCUGAGCGAGACCUCGAGCAGAAAGAAGGUCGCCUCGCAUUGUUGCAGAGUGAGUUAGAGGACACGAGGCAGUCGAAGGAGCAAGAGCUUCAAAUUCUUAAAGAUUCCCAAUCAGCAGAGCAGCAGAAGCACGAGCAAGACUUCGCUAAAGAACGCUCUACUCUCAACAAAAAGUUGGGCUCUCUUCAGACCCUUGCCGACGCCCUCCAGUCUGAUCUAGAGAAAGCUACCGCUGAAGCCAAAUUCGCACGGCAGGAGGCUCAAGCCAGCGCUGCCCUCAACACUUCUACCGCAACCUCAGCCCAGACCUACACCUCCCGAAUCAUAGAUCUUGAAUCCCGUCUCCAAUCUCUUCAAUCUCAGGUCAACUCCUCUCGCGUUGAGUUAACAACUAAAGACCAGCAAAUCCUCCGCCAAAUUGAAGAUCGAGAAUGUCUUGACCAGCGCCUCCACACUGCACAAGGCCGAAUCGAAGGUCUUGAAACAACCAUUUCCACGCUUCGCCAACAACUCUCUGAUGCGCAUCGGGAGAGCUCGAAAUCACGGACAGAUGUAGAACGCUUUGAGAAGGAUCUUGAAGACGCCACUGAUCGACUGCACGAUGCCCGUGCGGAAGCAGAUCGAAGGGUUGCAGAUGUUGAGAAAAGGCUCAGUAAGAUGAAAGAACUGAAAACCGAGUCGGACAGCAGAUUCGAAGACCUGCGGUCCGAGCACGAAGACGCCAUCGAAGACCACGAAGCUAGACUCGAAGAAAUCCGUGAGAAAGCCGAAGAUGCUAUCCGUAAGGCCUCCGCACUCCUCUCACAAGAGCGAACCGAGAAGAAGAGAUUCACGAAAGAACUGAAAGUAGCGAAUAAUGAGCUCGAGAAACUGCGUUCGGAAGCUUCACAGAAAGCCACUGCGCAGGAAAGAAAGGACGAAGAGUCUACGGUUGAGGGGAGCCCGCCAUUCCAGUCGGAUUCUAAAGACGUCGAAAUUGAGAGCCUACGCGUCCUGUUGCGGAAACAGGCGAAGGAUAUGAAGGCCCUGAAAUCUCUGAAUGUAUCAUUAAGGAGGGAGAAUGAGAUGAAGAAUAAUAUCCACACGGAGCUUUUUUCUCUGCGCAAAGAGAAUGAAUUCCGAAGGACACUGGAGAUUGAAGUUGUUUCCCUCCGACAAGAGAACUCAGCCCUGAGAUCAGAAGCGCAAACUCUACGCGAAGACUUCGAGGCUGUGAACAAGCAAUUAGACGAGCGAAUCGCUGCGGUAAUACGGAGAAUAAUGAAAGACCGCACGAUAACGGUGGUUGGAAAGAGGGAUGAUCAGUGGGCUGAUAGUGUUGGGAAGCUGAAGGAUGAGAGGGAGUUUAUGGGCAGGGUGUUGAUGAGGGAGUGGGGGAGGCAGGAGUGUGGGGCAGUGGAGGAAGGGGAGAAGCAGGCGUAUCGGUAUAAGUACGUUCAACGCUCAUGA